AUGGAGCAAUCGCGAGGCAGCAUGGCAGCGAUGGAGCGACGCAAGACGCUGACGGAGCGGCCUAUGGAUGUGCUGUAUCUGUCGUACUUUGGCAUCCACCUGUUGGCGUCGUUGGCGAUCGAUGCGCAGUUGACCUAUCCGCCGUACUCGCAGAGCGUGUUUCCGGCGCCGCUGCGAAAGGUGCUGCAGGACUACCUGACGACAUCCAAGGAUCCGUUCCUGCUGGCUGCAGCUGCCCAGUCGUCGGCGCACGUCUGGUUCCGUGUACUGCUGGCAAGCGAGACCGUGUUCCAGAUCCCGUGCUUCAUCGUUGCCAUCUGGGGCCUGCUGAACGAUGAGAGGCGAACAUAUCCUCUUAUGGUGUGCUACGGUACUCUGGCCGCCUCGUCGACUCUGCAGUGCAUCUUCAGCGUUCUCUACGGAGACGAUGGUGCCGGACUGACCUCAGCGCAGAUUCGCGCUUUGCUACAGAACUACAUUCCCUUCUGCCUGAUCCCACUACUGCUGACGUUCGACAUGAUGCUGCGCAUUGUCGGACUUCUCGACACUCCACGUCCGGCCAAGCAGACCAGCGGCAAGGAGGAAUGA
Molecule: messenger RNA, 588 nt
Organism: Moesziomyces aphidis
Lineage: Eukaryota; Fungi; Basidiomycota; Ustilaginomycetes; Ustilaginales; Ustilaginaceae
Source: the annotation of a GenBank genome assembly